UGUCCAAGAUGAGGCUGUGGACAAAAGCACCUUUAAGGAAUGCAACCAGAUUGCUUUUUACAGGCGUCAGAAGCUUCUACAUCCUGGAAAAUCCUUGUAUCGAGCAUUGUUGGAUUCAGUCACGUUAAGUGAUGAGAGUGUCAAAUUCCAAAUUAUUCAUGAAGAGAAUAAGGUUCUUCUACAAGUAGAAAUGUGUGAAAUAGAAGGCAAUAUUUUCAGGCUUAAAAUUGAUGAAGCAGCUCCUCUCAGAGCAAGAUACAAAGUUCCUGAUGUUCUUGUACAAGAACCUACCACCCAGAGACUCUCUAUAUCCCAGAAGGAUGCAGGUAUUUUGGUGCUGUCAAGUGUUAAUGAGGACUACAAACUUCAAGUCACAGCAAACCCCUUCCAGGUUGAGCUACAGUCCAAGGGUGAGACUGUUCUGAGCAUGAAUUCCAAUGGGUUGUUAUAUUUUGAGCACCUACAGCCACCUCCCAGCGAUAGAAAACCUACAGCAGAAAAGAAGGAGGAGGCAGCAAGUGAUUCCUCUAAGGAGAAACAAGAGGAUCUAGGUCUGUGGCAAGAGAAAUUUGGCAGUUUCUUAGACAUCAAAGCUCAUG
Pterocles gutturalis (yellow-throated sandgrouse) is the source of this 599-nucleotide messenger RNA. Its product is annotated as neutral alpha-glucosidase C-like. The transcript has 6 exons. The record is from RefSeq and is a predicted model, not a curated record. NCBI's taxonomy places the organism in Eukaryota, Metazoa, Chordata, Aves, Pterocliformes, Pteroclidae. The annotation marks the transcript as partial.